Molecule: messenger RNA, 1386 nt
Organism: Python bivittatus (Burmese python)
Lineage: Eukaryota; Metazoa; Chordata; Lepidosauria; Squamata; Pythonidae
Source: RefSeq, a predicted model, not a curated record
AUGAUCCUGUGGCUAUACCUGAUGUCCUUACUAGCAGUCCUCAGAGGUCUCCAGUCAGAGGUUCAGUUAGUGGAGUCUGGAGGGGAUGUGAGAAGACCUGGAGAUUCCCUCCGUCUCUCCUGCCAAGGCUCUGGAUUCACCUUCAGCAGCUACCACAUGAGCUGGGUGAGACAGUAUCCUGGGAAAGGACUGGAAUGGGUGGCAGUCAUAUGGUAUGAUUCCAGUAAUAAAUACUACUCAGACAAAGUCAAAGGGUGCUUCACCAUCUCCAGGGACAAUGCCAAGAGCCAACUCUAUUUGCAAAUGAACAACUUGAAGCCAGAGGACUCAGGACUCUAUUACUGUGCAGGAGACACAGUGAGAGGAAGCAAAUCUCAAGCCAAGCAAGAACCUUCUUUUCCUCUAAGCAGCCCUUCAAGUGCAUCCUGUCACAGAAGGUUGAAUUUGUGCAACUGGAAUGAGAAGCAGCCUGCUACACCCACCAACACAAAGUUUGUGCACUUUCCUGAAUCCUCUCCUCUCAAUUCUCAACAUUCAUUAGAGGGAGCAAAAGUGAUCAUGUGGCUAACCUUGGUGUGUUUACUAGUGAUCUUGAGAGGUAUCCAAUCUGAGGUCCAGUUGGUGGAGUCUGGAGGGGAUGUGAGAAGACCUGGAGAUUCCCUCCAUCUCUCCUGCCAAGGCUCUGGAUUCACCUUCAGCAGCUAUGGCAUGAGCUGGGUGAAACAGUAUCCAGGGAAAGGACUGGAAUGGGUUGCGCACAUAUAUACUGAUUCCAGUGGAAAAUUCUAUUCAGACAAAGUCAAAGGACGCUUCACCAUCUCCAGGGACAAUGCCAAGAGCCAACUCUAUUUGCAAAUGAAUAACCUGAAGCCAGAGGACACGGGACGCUAUUACUGUGCAGGAAGCACAUUCCCUCCGUUCAUUAGAGGGAGCCAAAAUGAUCCUGUGGCUAAACUUGGUGUCCUUCUUAGCAGUCCUGAGAGGUACUCAGAUAAAGUCAAGGGACGGUUCACCAUCUCCAGGGAUGAUUCCCGCAGCCAGCUGAAUCUGCAGAUGGACAACCUGAAAGCAGAAGACACGGGAGUCUAUUACUGUGCGAGAGACACAAGGGAGCCAAAAAUGAACCUCUGGAUAACCUUGGUCUCCUUACUAGCAGUCCUUAGAGGUAUCCGAUCUGAAGUCCAGUUGGUGGAGUCUGGAGGGGAUGUGAGAAGACCGGGAGGUUCCCUCCGUCUUUCCUGCCAAGCCUCUGGAUUCACCUUCAGCAGCUACUGGAUGAACUGGUGUCAGCAGAUCUUCAGAGGUUCUGGCCUCCAGCUGCUGUUUCCGAAUGCCAGAUCGGUCUUUAACCAGGCUGCCGUCAUCAGUGAUUUAAUCCUUGAUUAA